Molecule: messenger RNA, 1008 nt
Organism: Penicillium oxalicum
Lineage: Eukaryota; Fungi; Ascomycota; Eurotiomycetes; Eurotiales; Aspergillaceae
Product: AHA1 family protein
Exons: 3
Coding region: 1-1008 (335 amino acids)
Biological process (GO): protein folding; positive regulation of ATP-dependent activity
Cellular component (GO): cytosol
Molecular function (GO): ATPase activator activity; protein-folding chaperone binding
Source: RefSeq, a predicted model, not a curated record
AUGGUUCUCCACAACCCUAACAACUGGCACUGGGUGAACAAGGACGCCUCUGGCUGGGCCAGGGAGUACCUUCAGGAGAAAGUGAGCACCAUCAGCGCUGAGCAAGAUGGAGUCUCCGCCAAAGUAGACAAGGUGACUUCCAUGAAUGGCGACGUAGAUGUCAGCCAGCGCAAGGGCAAAGUCAUUACCUUGUACGACGUCAAGCUGUCGCUAGAGUAUUCAGGUAAGACCAAGGACGGUGAGGAUGUCUCCGGUACCAUCACCGUUCCUGAGGUAGCCCACGACACCGAGGAAGAUGAGUACGUCUUCGAAAUCGAUAUUCACUCCGAUGCCUCGUCCAAGCAGCCCGUGAAGGAUCUCGUGCGCUCCAAGAUUCUUCCUCAGCUUCGCAAGACCCUCGCCACCCUCACAGGUGCUCUCAUCACCGAGCACGCCAAGGAUCUUCAGCAUGCUCCUGGCGUGAACCCCUCCGCUGGCUUCACUCCUGCCCCUCUGCACCCUCAGACCAGCAAGAAGGAGAAUGUUUCAUCUACCACUACCACCACCUCUACCACCGGUAAGGUGGCAGUCAACACCACUACUGUGAAUGCGUCUGACGAGUUCCGCACCACUGCGGAGGAGCUCUAUGCCACUUUUACCGACCCCCAGCGCAUCGCCGCCUUUACUCGAGGCGCGCCCCGCCAGUUCGAUGGCGCCCAGCCGGGCGGCAAGUUUGCCAUCUUUGACGGCAACGUGACUGGCGAGUACGUGAAGCUUGAUGCGCCCAAGCAAAUUGUUCAGAAGUGGCGCCUGGCCCAGUGGCCCGAAGGCCACUUCAGCACCCUUCAGAUCAAUCUGGAUCAGAACGACGUCGACGGAGUUACCCAGAUGCGUGUCGAAUGGUCCGGUGUGCCCGUUGGUCAGGAAGACGUCACCAAGCAGAAUUGGGAGCUGUACUAUGUCCGCAGCAUUAAGCAGACUUUUGGGUAUGUCAAAAUUCCCCCUUCAUCCAAGACGCAGGCACUUUGA